Molecule: messenger RNA, 722 nt
Organism: Eurytemora carolleeae
Lineage: Eukaryota; Metazoa; Arthropoda; Copepoda; Calanoida; Temoridae
Exons: 2
Coding region: 66-602 (178 amino acids)
Source: RefSeq, a predicted model, not a curated record
AAAAUUCGCAACUCCAAAUAAAUUCAGACGGCGUUGCAUGCGUUUCAGCUUAGGAGUUAUACAACAUGGCGACUGACCCUAAGGAGAUUUUCUCAGAGUAUUCCACCACCUCAACGUCAUCAUCAGCAGAAAUACCUCCGCUGAAAAAUGAUUCCGACGAAACUAGAAAGAGAUACAAAGCUAUUGACCGAGAAUCUUUUAUCCUGAUGUUUAGUAUGUUUUUCAUCAUCUUUCAUUUGAUUGAGUUGGUGCUCGGAGUUACUGUGGAUAAGAUCAUUUACAACUUGGGACCAACCGCCAUUGGGAUUGAGAUUGUUUAUGAAACUGCUCUCAUUAUAUUAAACAUUGCCUUACUGUUGGGAACCUGGUACAGAGAACGGCCGGGUCUUAUAAUUUGGCUGGGAGGAGUUUUUCCCCUUAUUCUUGCAAACCUAGCCUGGCGAGUCUACAGGUUGGCUGAGAAUAAGAGAGGAGAGCUGGUGGAAUGUUUUAUCGAUGUGUUUAUCCUGUUCUCUUACCUGUUCGUCUGGCCGAAGGUGCACUCCUUCAACAGAAACAGGAAUGUGGUCGUGAACAGGAUUGCUAAUGAGAUUAAAGUUUAGUCCAUAUCUGAUGUAGAACUUUUAUUUUGUCGAUUAUUAAAGAUAUAACUUUGUACUUAAAUUAUCAAUUUAUUCUUGUAUAAUCUUUUUUCAAGAAAGGAAAAUAGAGGAUUUUAUAGA